AUGGCUGCUGAUUCAACUGUCAUCUCCAACACGGAGAAUCUCAUGAAGUACAUGUCCCUGGACCAGCGUGGUCACGUCCAGGCUGAGUACAUCUGGAUUGAUGCCGUCGGCGGUACUCGCUCCAAGACCAAGACUCUGUCUAAGCCUGUCAAGUCCGUUGACGAGCUCCCCGAGUGGAACUUCGACGGUUCCUCCACCGGCCAGGCCCCCGGCGACAACUCCGAUGUCUACCUCCGCCCCUGUGCCAUCUUCCCCGAUCCUUUCCGUCAGGGUGACAACAUCCUCGUCCUUUGCGAGACCUGGGACUCCGAUGGCAGCCCCAACAAGUUCAACUACCGUCAUGAGGCUGCCCGCCUGAUGGAGACCCACGCCAAGGAGGAGUUCUGGUUCGGUCUUGAGCAGGAGUACACUCUCCUCGGCACCGAUGGCUGGCCCUACGGCUGGCCCCGUGGUGGUUUCCCCGGCUCCCAGGGUCCCUACUACUGCGGUGUCGGUACCGGCAAGGUCUACUGCCGUGACAUCGUCGAGGCUCACUACCGUGCCUGCUUGUACGCCGGCAUCACCAUCUCCGGUAUCAACGCUGAGGUCAUGCCCUCCCAGUGGGAGUACCAGGUCGGCCCCUGCCCCGGUAUUGACAUGGGUGACCACCUCUGGAUGUCCCGCUUCAUCCUCCACCGUGUCGCCGAGGAGUUCGGUGUUCGCAUCUCCUUCGACCCCAAGCCCAUCAAGGGUGAGUGGAACGGUGCCGGUCUUCACUCCAACGUCUCCACUGCCGCUACUCGUGCUGAGGGUGGUAUGAAGGCUAUCGAGGCCGCCAUGAAGAAGCUCGAGGCUCGCCACGUUGAGCACAUUGCCGUCUACGGUGAGGGCAACGAGGAGCGUCUCACCGGUCGCCACGAGACCGGCAACAUCGAGAAGUUCUCAUAUGGUGUCGCCGACCGUGGUGGCUCCAUCCGUAUCCCCCGCCAGGUCGCUAAGGACGGCAAGGGUUACUUCGAAGAUCGCCGCCCCGCUUCGAACGCUGAUCCCUACCAGAUCACUGGUAUCAUCGUCGAGACUAUGUGUGGUGGCCUCUAA
This is a messenger RNA of Penicillium maclennaniae, 1077 nucleotides long. RefSeq names its product glutamate--ammonia ligase (gene glnA). The record is from RefSeq and is a predicted model, not a curated record. The transcript has 5 exons. Lineage: Eukaryota; Fungi; Ascomycota; Eurotiomycetes; Eurotiales; Aspergillaceae. The coding region runs from base 1 to 1077 and encodes 358 amino acids. Gene Ontology annotation, cellular component: cytoplasm. Gene Ontology annotation, molecular function: glutamine synthetase activity.